AUGGUUGAGCUCCGCAGACUCAAAGUUGCUUGCUCCGGCCUCGGCCGCAUGGGUGCUCGUCACGCCCUCCACUUCCUGCACCGCACACCCAAGGCCGAGCUUGUAGCAGCCUUCACACCAGACCCCAAGGAGGCCAAAUGGGCUGAGGAGCACCUUGUGCCAUUUGGCGUCAAAGUCUACAACGACUAUGACCAAAUGCUGAAGCACGAGGGCCUGGAAGCAGUCGUUGUUGCAACCGUCACCACAGCACAUGCCGAGCAGUCGAUCAAGGCCAUCAAGGCCGGCAAGCACGUUCUGUGCGAGAAGCCCUUCAGCACAAAGCUUGAAGUCUGCCAGGACCUCCUCAAGACCGCCGCGGCCCACCCCAACAUCAAGGUCAUGUGCGGCUUCUCCCGCCGCUUCGACACCUCAUACCGCAAUGCCUACGCUCUCGUCAAGUCGGGUGAUGUCGGGCGACCCUCCAUCCUCCGCUCCCAGACCUGCGACAAGUACGAUCCCUCGGGCUUCUUCGUCGAGUACGCCAAGUUCUCCGGCGGCAUCUUUGUCGACUGCAACAUCCACGACAUCGACCUGGCACUGUGGUACUUCAGCGCCGAUUCCAACGGCAAGAACCUCCCCAAAGUCAAGUCCGUCGUUGCCUUUGGUGUAACAGCGCUCGAGCCUGAUCUCGCCAAGUACGGAGAUGUCGACAACGGUGUUGGCAUUGUCGAGUUCUAUGACGGCCAGAUCGCAUACUUCUACAGCUCGCGCAUGAACGCACCCGGCCAGCACGAUAUGACCGAGAUCAUCGGCACAAAGGGCAAGCUCGCUGUCAACUCGAACCCCAUGACCGACCUCAUGGAGGCACAUCUGUCGAAUGGCGUCCAGCGCGCCAUCCCCCAGAACUACUACGAGCGCUUCGAGCAGGCCUUCGUCACUGAGGCAAACGAGUUCACAGACGCCGUACUCAACAACAAGGAUGUCCCUGUUGACAUUGAGAGCUCGUACCAGGCUGUCAGGAUCGGGGUUGCGCUGCAGGAGAGUCUGAGGAGCCAGAAGAAGAUCUGGUUUGACCGCAACGGCAAUCAGACUGAUGAGCCUCAGACCAAGUCCAAGUUGUAG
Macroventuria anomochaeta is the source of this 1101-nucleotide messenger RNA. Its product is annotated as NAD(P)-binding protein. The transcript is spliced from 2 exons. Gene Ontology annotation, molecular function: oxidoreductase activity; nucleotide binding. The coding region runs from base 1 to 1101 and encodes 366 amino acids. NCBI's taxonomy places the organism in Eukaryota, Fungi, Ascomycota, Dothideomycetes, Pleosporales, Didymellaceae. The record is from RefSeq and is a predicted model, not a curated record. Gene Ontology annotation, biological process: NADPH regeneration. Gene Ontology annotation, cellular component: cytoplasm.